This is a messenger RNA of Rhopalosiphum padi (bird cherry-oat aphid), 1648 nucleotides long. Its product is annotated as DNA repair protein RAD50-like. Gene Ontology annotation, biological process: cytoplasmic microtubule organization; non-motile cilium assembly. The transcript is spliced from 12 exons. The record is from RefSeq and is a predicted model, not a curated record. Bases 1 to 1548 code for a protein of 515 amino acids. Gene Ontology annotation, cellular component: centriolar satellite. NCBI's taxonomy places the organism in Eukaryota, Metazoa, Arthropoda, Insecta, Hemiptera, Aphididae.
AUGGAUACUAUUAAAAAGUAUUUUACUCAGUCUGUUGUAGACAAUGUCAACAAGUCAAUGGAUGAAAAUGAUGAAUCGAGUAUUUGUACAAUUUAUAACAAGACUCAAGAUGAAGAUAUGACAAUUUCACCAUUUUCUAAAUCUGUAGACAAGACAAGUAUUCAAUAUACCAAUAAGCAUUUUUUACAUAAAAUAAAAAGUUUAGAAGAAGAAAACGACCGUUUAUUAUCAAUAAUUGAAAAUAAAAAUAUUAUAAAGAACGAUAGUUUAAAAUGUAAUUGUAAUAACAAUAAUAACAUACCAGAUUUUGCAAAUAAAAAAAUAUUACAAUUAACAGAGAAGGUAAACGAGCUUAUGUCAGAAUUACAAAUAAUCAAAUCAUCAGCAUUUGAUGAUUAUACAAAAAACAAAGAUUCCUCAGAAAUAAAACAGUUGACUGAUAAGUAUAAUUUAUUGAAUAAAAAGACUUUUAAUUAUCGAAAUCAAAUAAUGCAGUUGAAAAAUGAUUUGAAAAUAACUCAAAAUGCUUUGUCUAAUGAAAUCGGAGAUCCAGCAGUGAUGCAAACAGUUUUAAUGGGCACUGGAUCUUCAAAUUACAUAGGACGUGCGCAAAAAAUUUUGGUGUUGCAGCAGAAAGUGAACGAGCUGCAAGCGAAACAAAGUGAUUCAAAAACCAAAGAACUGCAUAAUUCAACUGUUAACACAAGAAAAUUGGAAAAAGCACAUAAAGCAAUUAGUGACCAAGUAUUAAAGGAUGCUCAAUCAAAGGUAAUUGAAUUGACUAAAUCAGUGGAAAUUUGGAAAAGUCGUAGUAAAGCAUUGGAUGUGGAAAUUACUGUUUUAAGAAUACAAAUUGAAAAACUAUUAUCAAAGUCUGAAUCAGAUAAUCAACUUAUUAAUCAAUUAAAAGCAGAGUUAAGUAAUAACAACAUGCAACGGUUUAAAACUAAAGAUUCUGUAAUAAAACUCGAAGAAUCAACUACAUUAUUACAGUCAAAAUAUGAUAAAGCAGUAAAAGUUAUUGAACAACAAGCAUUUGAUUUAAAUGAUAGAGAUAUGAAAAUAUCUCAUUUAGAAUCCAAAGUACUUAAGAAUAAUGACAUAACCAAAGAUCAUAAUAUGUGUUCAAUAGAUUUUACAGAUCCUAAAGAAAUUUUUAUUAAGAAAUUAAAUGGAUUUGAAAACCAACAACUUGUGGAUCUAUUAAGCAUAGCUCAUAAUAAAAUUUGUGAACAUGUUUUAGAUGCUGUUAAUUUUAAAAAUAAAUACUUAACGGAAAAACAAAAAUUACAAAAAUUUGAAUCAAAGAUGGGAUACUUGAGUUCAUCUACAUUAUUUAAGCAAAGAUCAAAUAGUAUUUCAUACCACUUCAAACACGAAUUAAAUCCAAAUGAAAAAUUAGUAGAAUUACAGAAUAAACUAGAACUGGUUGAAGAAGAGCGUGCUGCUUUUAAAGAUAGAUUGGAUACCCUCAUAAUGUUGAAUAAAGAAAAUGUGCAUACGUUUACCCGAUCAUUAAACAAUAUAAAGCAGCAAUUAAUACAUUAAAUGAAAUACUGAACUGAAUAAUUUAUAUUCAAUAUAGUUUAUACUUCUUUGCAUGAUUAAUAAUUUUUAGUAAAAUUCAUAAUAAACACAUAAUUAACUC